UAUUUUGUUUGCUCCAUAAAAUGUUUAAAAAUGAACGAAAGGAUAGAAUCUUGUUUUUUUGGCUGCUACUUAGCAGCUUGAUAUUGCUAAGCCAGACUAAAAAGGAAAUUUACUUUGCGGAUGCUCGUUGCUUUAUGACUGGCAAUAAAAUUGCGAAUGCCACUUGUGGUGUGAAGGACCGAAAGUCGUUAUACCUCGUCAUUCAAACCAAGAAUGUCCUCGUCAGCUUAGUGGGCAUUUCACGUCUUACGCUAAAUACCAUAGGUAGCAAGAAUGCUAUAACGCUCAAUGGAGUGAGGCUGGACAUAUGCCAGAUACUAGCUGGAGCUUUUCGACCUUCAUUGCUUUCGUUUAUAAACCAAGGAUUGCGAGAUUCAUUCGUUGAAUUUCCCAAGAAAUGCCCUUUGAAAGCGGACACAACCUAUAGAGCUCACAACAUAAGCUUCGAUACGAGCGCCGUGCCCAGAUUUACACCUGACUAUAAUUUCACAUUUUCGGCCAUUUUUAUGGCAAACAAUGUGGCCAGUUUUGAGUAUUGGUGUUGGGGAGUAUUUAAUUAAAUUUCAUAUUUAAAUGGUGAAUGAAGUAAGCUUAAUGUUCAUCAAAUAUAUUAUUAAAGAGCAUCGAGUGCUUCACAGUUGAGUCUCACUCAAAAAAGCAGCAUUUAUUACAGAGAGUGAGAGAAUGAAAAGAUGAGAGAGCAGUGAGAGAGCGAGAGCGAGAGCUGAGCUGUGUGUGUGCGUUGAGCCGGGUCUGAGUGGCUGGUCCGGUCUUUAACUAAGCCUGGCGACGACUCUCCAGCCGACAGUCUGCCAUCCAAACUCGAACGAAGCGGUACGCCUGCGCGCACGUUGUGCAAUCCGUCAGAUACAAGAUACAUGAAGCUAAUAGACUGCUGUCACAACUAACAAAAAAAAUAUCAUCAAAGUGAAUGAAUGUGAAUUGAUUUUUAAGUUGAAUACCAAUUGAAUACGCAAUCUAUGUGACUAUAACUAUAUACAUAUGUGAAAGACAAGAACGAGGCAACAACAUCGCGCAGACAUCGAACGGCAAAAAUUAUAAAAAAGGAGAAUCAAAAGAAAAACAAAAUAAAAAAAGCAUAAAAAUUCCUCAGAUCGUUGUGUUCGGUGUGUUCGGCGACUGAGCGAGCGAACAACGUGAAUGUUGUGUGUGUUGGACGGUCAAAAGCCGGACAAAAAGCCCUAAAAAUAAAAUAAAAAUAAAAUCAAGCAAAGGUGCGAGACAAGAAAUUAAAUUGAUAAACCUAAAAGCAAAAGCAAACACAGCAACCACAGCAACAUCGAAACCCUUGACCGUGCCUAGCUUGAGUCUUGAGUCUCUGGGCAGGACUUGGAAUUGGACUUGUCGCGCUGCUGUGGCAAUUAUCAAGCGCAAUGCAUCAGCCAGGGAAUGCCAAACGACUGUUGUAGACAAGUCUCUGCGUGUGUGUGUGUGUGUAUUUAGGUAUAUCAAUGUGUGUGCGCGCGCGUGUGUGUGUGUGUGGUAAAUAGCUCAAAGCCACGAAAUUGGUUUUAUCGGUGCGCCAAAAUCGCCAAUUGCAAAAAUUGCAAACAAAACAGCGAAGCUGUUAAGCCAGCCAAGAAGGGACUAAGCCACAGCCAAAAACAAAAAAUAUCUAUAGAAAAGAGCAAGUAAAAAAAACUAUAAGAACAACAACAACAACAGUAGCAACCAGCAGAAGAAGAAGCAGCAGCAGCAGCAGCGACGGCGCAUCGCGUGGAGGUCGCGAUAAACUGCAAAAGUCCAAAAACUGCGGCAAAAUACUGGGAAGGAGGAAAUUGCUAAAAUAUUACCCGAAAGGCAUAUUCGCUAUGUACAUACGUGUGCAACGGCCACAGAUACAGACAAUAACAACAACAACAACAACAUCGAGUACGACAACAGCAACAGCAACAACAGCAGCAGCAACAGCGAGUACGACAACAACAAUAGCUAAAGCGACGGCUGAGCAAAAUGUA
Molecule: messenger RNA, 1979 nt
Organism: Drosophila sulfurigaster albostrigata
Lineage: Eukaryota; Metazoa; Arthropoda; Insecta; Diptera; Drosophilidae
Exons: 3
Coding region: 21-560 (179 amino acids)
Source: RefSeq, a predicted model, not a curated record